Molecule: messenger RNA, 528 nt
Organism: Drosophila innubila
Lineage: Eukaryota; Metazoa; Arthropoda; Insecta; Diptera; Drosophilidae
Exons: 5
Coding region: 115-528 (137 amino acids)
Source: RefSeq, a predicted model, not a curated record
ACGAAAGUUCUUGUAGACGAAAUUCAAUCUUUAAGAGCUGAUCAAAAUGCGACGCAGGCUAAAAUCGAGGUCCUUGUGGAAGCUGCCUCGGAGCAAACCGCCACUAUCAAAGGAAUGACAAAGCAGCAAGGACAAGGACAAACAGUGGCCAGAAAAUUUCCGAUUCAGAGUGUAAAGGAUCUAAAUCAGAUGAGCAUGGAAAUUAACGACACAAACCGAGAGCUUUAUAUUGAUGCAAUUAAGAUCCACAUUAUGCAUGGUGGAAUUAUGAAAAACCUAAAAAAUGUGUUGUCAAAUACUGUUGUCUUGGCCUAUAAUGUUGAUGGCGUCCAAGGCAAAGCUGCCUUGAAAAACGAAAGCAGUUUUUAUGGAGUUUUGCUUGAUGCAAUCAAUUUGGUAGAAGGACUGGAUCAGCUGAGGACAAUCUACGAAAGGCCUUGCAGCUGCAAAAAAAACGCUAUUUUAAGAACUCCACACCCUUGGGUACCCAUAAGUACCCUUCUCAUGGGUUCCCAUAUCACCACCUAG